Molecule: messenger RNA, 4745 nt
Organism: Xyrauchen texanus (razorback sucker)
Lineage: Eukaryota; Metazoa; Chordata; Actinopteri; Cypriniformes; Catostomidae
Product: zinc-binding protein A33-like
Exons: 6
Coding region: 332-1855 (507 amino acids)
Molecular function (GO): protein binding; zinc ion binding
Source: RefSeq, a predicted model, not a curated record
AGGAAGCUAAAUCUAUUUACCUUCAUCUCACUUAAGAAGUAUAUGAACAUGUGCACUCGUGACAAGUGACCUGCAGCUAAAAGUUUGGACCUUUGUAUGGUCCUAAUGCUAGGUUUCAAGCAAAUGAGGAUGGAAAAUGUAACUAGACUGUUUCUCUCCAGCUACAUUUAAAAUCUGAUCUCUAUAAAUCAGUAACCAAGCAAUUACCGCAAACCUCACCCUCUCCAAGGAGCAGUUAUAAAAAAAAAAAGAAGGAAAAUCUCUUCCUGAGGACGACUUUGUCACGAUAUCUUGGCUAACUUUUUGGAAGUUUUCAGGCUGUCAUUGGAAAAUGAACAGAAAAUCUGUUCAUAAGAACAACUUGUGCUGUCCUGUAUGCCAUGACAUCUUCACCGACCCUGCUGUCCUGUCCUGUUCCCACAGCAUUUGCAAAACCUGUCUUUUCAAGACCGGAUCAGCCAAAGAUUCACUAUUGUGUCCUAUCUGCGGAAGAAUAUCUUCUAAAAACAAUCCGCCAACAAACCGUGCCUUGAGGAAAGUAUGUGAGGCUUUUUCAUGGGAGCCAGAUAAAGAAUCGUUCUUUGGACAUAAUGAACUCUGCAGUCAACACAAUGAGAACCUUAAGCUCUUCUGUCUGACCGAUGAGGAACCCGUCUGCCUGGUGUGUAAGAUGUCAAAAAAACACAGAAAGCACAGUUUCUGUUCAAUAGAUGAAGCUUCAUAUUAUCGAAAGGAGGAACUUAAUUCUGAGAUUGAGCCAUUGAAACAGAAACUGGGUGACUAUGAAGGGGUCAAGCAAACUUUGACUGAUAUACUAGAGCACAUAAAGAAGCAAACCAAAAUUACAGAGAAAAUUAUAAAGCAGGAAGUUAAUAUGCUCUGUGAAUUUCUACGUGCUGAAGAAGUGAAGAGAAUAGCUGUUCUGCAGGAAGAAGAGAAGCAGAAGUGUGAGAAUGUAAAGAUUAAAAUUGGGGAGAUCAGCCAAAAAAUAUGUGACAUCACUGAUGUCAUAAGCGCCAUAAAGAGAACCAUACAAGAUGACGAUAUUACAUUUCUCAAGAACUUCAAGUUUUCAGUGAAAAGAACUCAAGGUGUAAAGCAAGAUCCAGAGAAAGCUUCUUAUGCCCUGAUCAAUGUGUCUAAGCAUCUGGGGAAUCUAAACUUCAAAUUAUGGUCCAAAAUGAAGGAAAUUAUACAAUUUUAUCCUGUGACUCUCAAUCCUAAUACUGCACAUGGUAAUCUGUUCCUGUCUGAGAACCUGACCAGUUUUGGAUUUCAGCACAAUUCUCAAGAUGAAGAGCAUCCAAAUAAGUUCCCUGCAAAUCCAUUUACCAACUCCCCUCGGGUUUUGGGCUCAUCAGGCUUUGACUCAGGAACACACUGCUGGGAGGUUGAGAUCGGAGAUGUUGCAACCUGGUCUGUGGGUGUGAUGAAUGAAUCUGUUCUUGAAAAGUCACCUGAAGAGGCAGAGAAUGGUCUCUGGGAGCUGAUCUGCUACGGCAUUGACUGUGAAGCCAGGGCACCAGAUGCUGAGCCUGAAAGCCUCACAUUUAGUCCACCACCCGAGAGGAUCAGAGUGCAGCUGAACUAUGAGACUGGAAUUGUGCGCUUGUUUAAUCCAGAGUAUAGCAGAUCUCUAUACACCUUCAGGCACAAAUUUACUGAGAGGCUGUUUCCGUGUUUCUCUUCCACACUCAAAAUCUUACCUAUCAAUGUGUCUAUUCGAAUUAAACAGAACACAUUACCAGCAGCUGAACAUAUGCCCACUGAGCCAUUGUAUGGCACAAUUACAGAAGUAAUCGAUGAGCCCAUCUAUGAGGAGAUAGUAUUAGAUCUUCAAAGACCUAGAAGCUAGAUAUGGUUAAAUGUAAUUUACAAAUGUCAUAUUAUAUUAUUUAAAGCAAAAUUACAAGUUGCGAGAUCCAGAUUCAGAAAAAGGACCAUAAAUGAACAAUCCUCCUUAGACCUCUGAUUACAUGGAUAGCCAAUGAAUGUGGGACACUGAAUGAAAUUUGAAAGAGGACACAUGAUAUAGCAUUUUAGCUUAGCAGAAAGCUAAAUGUUCGCAUAACAAUUAUUUGAGAAUCAACAUCACAGAAACGGCCUCAAAGUCAUCACUAAAGCAAUAUGGCAUUUAUUAAAAUUUGAUAUAUAAAGCAGAGUACAAAAGUAAUUACCGAAACAAGCUAAUGCAAUUGGAUUACAUUGUGAAUAUGAAAUGAUGUGUAUUUGGGCAUUUUGAUGCGUUAGAUGGACAAAACCCUUUCAAACACCUAGCGACACAUUCCAAUAAUUCAAAUAAUAAUUAAAAUGUGUUGGUCAGGUGUUCAGUUAGGAAAGUUAAGAAAACAUGCAAAAAUACCUUCAAAUGCCUCAUUAAAUUUGAGGUUGAAUCCUUUGCAGUUGAGAGGAUAUUAACCAGGCUGAGGCAGAGUUUACAUUUCACUGUGAUGUUUUUGCCCUGUGCUGCCUUAAAAUUGAAAUGAUCUCAGCACAUCCAGGUCAAAUGCUGAUUUAGACCGCUCCGUCUUCACCUGGCUAAUGACAAUUAUCAGGCCUGUGUGCAAUUUCACAACCCUCCCUCACACCCUCUCUUCCAAAAACACUCAAAGAGUUACCAAAUGUAUAUCGAAGGUAGGCUGAUUUAGAGUGAAAAAUGUAAAAGAUUUUAAAAAGAGAAAAAUUACGGUGGCCAAUAAAUUAUGAACAAUUUACUGCUGUUGCCUAAUUAACAUGUAAUACAUAAAAAAGCAAACGUUGACUGAUUUCAAGCAUUUUAAAAUGUAAUUUUAUCCAAUUACAAGUACUUUAUUAUUGUAAUCUGAUUAUGUAACCCAGAUUACAUGUAAUCCAUCACUACCCAGCACUGCUAAUUAUAUUACACUUUUACACUGUGAAAAGAGUUUCAGUUGGUCUUUCACAAGGAACUGAUCUUCAUAUUUAGCAGCUAAUGUAUGUAUACAUUUUCUAUAAGCAUAUCUGAUGAUCGAAACAACAUAUCUGCUGAUAUGAUCAUCAACUCCAAAAGCAUUCUAGAGAAAUAUUCCUGAUCUUUUCUUCUUUCCGCUCCCUUUUUCUGCUAUCCAUGUUUGUGCCAUCAGCCAAGCAGAGCUUUGCUCACACCUGACAAAUGACAAACCCCAGCUCAGAGGCUGACGCUGCAAUCAAAGUUCUGUCACACCUGUCAAUAUCCUGCUGUCAUGUCAACACUUCUUGUUAAUGAUGAUGUGAGAGACGGUGGUGGUGGGUUGGGGUCUAAUUUACAGUCACCCCCACCUCCAGCUAAAACAUGGUUAAGGUUCUCCAGUAUUAACAACUUCAUAUCUGUCAGUAAAUAAAUGUAUAGUUUUAAUAGGUCUUUCCAUUAUUUAGAAUUACCCAAUGAAAUACACAUUCAACUGUUAUACAUUUAUGUGUAUUCAUAGUUUGCUGACAGUGUAGAGGCUACUGAGCUUCAUUUGUAACUAUCACUAAAAACGUAUUUACAACUGUUGGAAUGAGGUAGUUUUAAAUAUCCAGGGAACAUUUCGAAGCCUAGCAUCACCUUCAGAUUAAGGCUGAUUCUGAUGUCUGCAAACUCACAUUGAUCUAUCAGGGUGUCACAAAGGGUUUUGAAACAGUUUGAAUCAGUCUAUGUUAAUGAUGUCUGCAUUCAGUUCCUCUGCACAGGAUUGUUAAUCAUUAUCUGUGAUAUUUGUUGUCAAAUUUGGAUACAAACCUAACUGUCCAAAGAGUUUCCAUUUCGACUAUUCGUCAUGCUAAAGUCCAGUAAAUGGAAACUUGUCUCCUGUGCAAUAGCAUGAAGUGGAAUCGGAAGAGACAAGCUCAUUCUUGACAAAUACACCUGUCACAGGGUCAAGUCAGAUCCCAUUGGCAGAGUCAAGCAUGUUGCACUUGGUUCUUGUGUUUGUGUUUAUUUCUAGAUAGAUUUGGUGGAGUAAUAACAAGCUGACCUGUAAAGCAACAAAGAAUUAAAUAAUUAAAAUGUAUUUUCAGACAUUUUCAGAUAGUAACACUACACCAAAUAUAAUAAAUAGAAAUGUAUUUACAGAUAUAUUUAUAUGUAUUUAUAAUUUACAGAAAAUCAAAAAAUGUGUUGCUUCCUAUGGGGCAUGUUCACAACAACAUACAAUUUAACACUGGACAAUUUGCCUAUGCAUCUAAGCAGUAUUUUUAGCUAAUAUUUCAUUUUUAAAAUCAACCUGGUCUUAUAGAAUCAAGUUACUAUACCAACAUUUUUGCAAAAUGAUUUUUAAAUGACUCAUUGUACAUAUUGCAGAAGUUUCCUGGUGAAAUGAACACUAGAGGCACUACAUUUGCAAAAACAAUGACUUUGAUUCCCUUUCACACAAAUAACAAGUAUAACAACAUAUUAUUUAUUCAUAAACACUUUUUGCCCUGUUCCUCACACAUUGCAAUCGUAUGAUAUCAAAACACUUCUACUGUAGUGCAUUACUUGUAAGGCCAAACAUUUUAACAUUUGCUUUAGAAAACGUUAAGUGAUAAAAGCUCAAAGUGUCUUAGAAAGAAGCACCACUUAAUGACGCAGUUGCGGAUCAGAAUUAGCAUUUUUCAUCUCACGUUUGCUCUUUAGGACACUACCGGUUAGGUUUAGGUUUAAGGUUUAGUGUAAAAAUCUCGCCAAAGUCACAUAAUUUGUAUUGUUGUAAAUUACAAAUCCAAUGAUUUCAUUUAAUUAAAUACAGAUAUCUUGUGUCUUUUGAGCAUUACAAAUAAACUUGUUU